UGAAGUCUUUGAAUUACUUUUUGUGCCGUCUUAUUUGGUCUUUUAUUGAUGUCGGUUUUCCUUAAGUUGUUGUCUUUGCCUGAGAGGUUGGUUACUUGUUGCAGAAGACAAAUGGGAAGUGUUUGUUCUUCUGGUUUCAAAGAUGAUGAUCAUGAUCAUGAUAAGAAGCUGAGAUCCACCGUUGAUCAUGAUGUUGUUGUUGAUGAUAAGUCAAGAGGUUUCUCUGGGAAGCUCAAGUCCAUGAGGAGAAAACCGACCUCUGAUCCGUAUUAUUCUGACCAUUACGGUAGCUCAAGGAGGAAAAGUUCAAAGACUGAUGAGAAUCACGUCAACUUCUCCGGUGAACUCGGCCCCGUGCCUCCGUUAAGAUCAGACUCCACCAAGUUUAUGCAGAGGAACUCGUUUUUGGGAAGGGCAGGGGUUAUGGGGCUAGAGAAGGCGGUUGGAGUUAUAGACACGCUGGGGAGCAGCAUGUCUGGUAUGAACCCAGUCACCGGGUUUCACUCGGGUGUCUUAUUCUCUCGUGGUCGCAAAGUCAAUAUAUUGGCAUUCGAAGUGGCCAACACGAUAGCCAAAGGUGCUGUUUUGCUGCAAUCUCUGUCUGAAGAGAGUCUCAAGCUCAUGAAGAAGGAUAUGUUGCGUUCCAAGGGUGUUAAGAAGUUGGUUUCUACGGACACCAAAGAGUUGCAAAUUCUUGCUGCUUCUGACAAAAGGGAGGAACUCGAUCUUUUCUCUGGAGAGGUGAUCAGGUUUGGCAAUAUGUGUAAAGAUCUCCAGUGGCACAACCUCAAUCGAUAUUUCGAAAAGCUUGACACAGAGAACUCGGAGCAUGUAGUGCUCAAAGAUGAGGCAGAGACAGCGAUGCAAGAGCUCGUCACUCUUGCCCGCUUCACUUCUGAAUUGUAUCACGAGUGGCAAGCUUUGGAUAGGUUUGAACAAGAUUACAGGAGAAAGCUGGCGGAAGUAGAGUCUUUAAACCUUUCUAAAAGAGGAGAGAGUAUCGUCAUCUUACAAAAUGAACUGAAACAACAGAGGAAACUCGUGAGUAGCUUAAAGAAGAAGUCUCUCUGGUCCCGGAAUUUGGGAGAGAUUAUUGAGAAGCUUGUGGAUGUGGUUUGCUAUAUACGUCAGUCCAUUGUGGAAGUUUUUGGCAACAACGGUGUAAAAGCCAAUGAAGGGAAGCAGGGAAGAGAACGAUUAGGUGAAGCCGGUCUUUCGUUACACUAUGCUAAUCUUAUCCAACAAAUUGAUAGUAUUGCGUCCCGACCUUCAUCACUUCCUUCUAAUGUAAGAGACACGCUGUACAAUGCACUACCUGCUACUGUCAAGACAUCUCUUCGUCCUCGGCUACAAACUCUUGAUCGUGAGGAAGAGCUUUCAGUAUCUGAGAUCAAAGCUGAAAUGGAGAAGUCGCUUCAAUGGCUUGUCCCAUUCGCCACAAACACCACCAAGGCACAUCAAGGAUUUGGAUGGGUAGGCGAGUGGGCAAAUUCAAAGAUAGAGUUUGGGAAGGGAAGAGGCGAGAACAACGGGAACCCAACACGACUUCAGACACUUUACCACGCGGACAAACCAAAAGUUGAUUCGUAUGUACUUGAACUCGUUGUAUGGCUUCAUCGGCUAAUAAAGUCAUCAAAGAAACGAGUUCACGGCGUUAAGCUUCCAGAAACCAAAUAUGGCUCUGAACCCAACAACAUAACCAUCUCUAAUACGCAGCUAUCUCUCUCCCCUGACUUCACCUACAAAAAACAACUCUCUCUAGAAGACAGGAUGUUGUUGGACAGUGUACAAAGCAUGAGAUUUGGUCCUCAUCUAAGUAAGAGCCAAGAGUUCGUAGGCCUGAAAAAGAAGAACAAGAAAGGAAUCAAGAUAUGGGCGCUGAGCAGAAGUACAGGAAACUCUCCUAAAGUUAAUCUUUCAAGUGACAACUACUCUUCUAGUGAUUUGGAUGUCCUUGAUGGUUUGGAUUUCGCUUCCCGAACCGGUUUUUGAUACAGUCUUCUGUAUUUAUAUAUUCUAUCAUUUUUAUUUUUUUUUGUAUAUAGCACAGCAUAAGGAUAUAACAGUAAUGUAAUAGUUUUGAAACAAAACAAACACAACACACUAUGGUUGGUUUAG
Eruca vesicaria subsp. sativa (arugula) is the source of this 2118-nucleotide messenger RNA. NCBI's taxonomy places the organism in Eukaryota, Viridiplantae, Streptophyta, Magnoliopsida, Brassicales, Brassicaceae. The record is from the annotation of a GenBank genome assembly.